AUGACACGAAGAAAAAGAAUAAAGAAAGUCUCAGGGCAGUUUACCAACUCUGCCGACUUACAAAAUCGUUUUUUUGCUGAAGGAGAAGAACGCAGAAAAAAAGGCGAUAAAGCUUCUGGAAGAUGUGAAUGGGGAGGUAGUCAUAGUCUUCAAGAGGACUGUGAAUCAUUAGCGAAAUUUUUCAAUGAUACUAAUAGCAUAGCGGAUGACGUUAGUGAAAUAAAACUAUCAGCUAAUGAAACAAUCUUCAAUCAGAAAAAACAAGCAUUAAUUACUAAAAUUAAAAGUCUUAAUACAAAAUGCCAAACUUCUGACAGUUAUUCGAUAGCCACCAAUCAAUUAAGCGAAGUGGAGAAACUAGAACCUAAGCACCAAAAAGAGUUAUUACAAUUAGAAAAAGAGGCUCAAGAAUUACAAUCUGCUUAUGAUGAAAAUGUCAAAAAAGCCAAUGACACUAAUACUAGUGUUGCAGAUAAAAACAAGUUUCUAUUGCUUGCUGAUGAAGUAGCGAAAAAAGCUAAAAAUUUAAAAUCAAAAAUCAAAACUAAUCCUUUGGCUGAUUUAAGUAGGUUCAGUAAUUUAGAUGAUUUAGAAGUUCUUUUAAAAGGUAAUAUUCCUAAAAAACCUCCUUCUAGUUCUGGAAAUCCAAGAAAUACUAAUCCAAGUAAUGGAGGAGAAAACUCUAACUCUAACAAUUCUCAGCAAUUAAAGAACCUAACCAUUAUGACUACUACUAACGAAAUUAAACAAAAACUUGGUGAAACUACUGAGCAAUUAGAAAACAAAGUUAAAGAAUUUAGUCCUUAUUACACUAAUCUAGAACCUUACCAAAGAGGCUUAAUCUUAAUUGAUAAAUAUUUUGAUUUUGAUAAUCAGCAAUCAGUAAAGACUGAUAAAAAGAAACAACAAAAGCAGAUUUUACUAACAGUUUUGCUAGUUGGAUUAGGUUAUUACUUUUUCAUUUAUUUACCGGAAGAGGAAAAUAAAAAGAGAAUAUGGGAAUUGCCAAUUAACAGUUGGGCAGAUAGAGAGGUAAGCAAGAUAAGAAGCACACUGAUCAGAAAAUAUCAAGAAGAUGCUUCUAUUUUUCCCGAUGGUGAUAGAAAUACAAACUUUUCUUUUUCUCGCUCUGCUACUUAUACAAUUCACUUUCCUCCAUCAUUACAAGAAUAUUACGAAAAAGCUCAAGAAGAAGAAAUCGACAGUUCUUUGAUAUUAAGAGAAGAAAAAUUGAUUCUCUCUGAGAAGAUUUUAAAAUGGAUUGAAAAAACACAGUUUAAUCCCAUAAGAGGUCAACCUGACUCAGAAAAAAAAGAUAAUAGUGCUUUGCUCUAUGGAGCACCAGGAACUGGUAAAACUGCUACUAUGAAAAAUCUCUGUUUCAGAGCCAACAGAUAUCCUUUAGUAGAAAUAAAAGGGUCAGCAUUAACACCUACCAAAGAAGAUCAAGAAUCUAAAUUAUUACCUUUAAAAAAGUUUGUUUAUACUAUUACUGAUCAAAUUUCUAAUAACGCUUUAACUCAUGAUCCAACUAAACUAAGAUUUUUAAAAGAUUGUUUAGAAGGGGUAGAUCAGUCAGCUCGUAGCAAUAAUUUAUGGGUGUUUGCAACUAAUUAUUUAAACGAUGUUGAUAGUGCGUAUGCUACUGAAUAUGGCAUUUAUUACCAAUUACCUAAAAGAUGGCAAGAUACUAAUGCUUUAAAGCCAGAAGACAAUCACAACAGUUUACUAAAUUAUGAAGGCGAUUAUGAACAAUUUCAGAAACCAACCAUAGAAAAAGUUUUGGAUACUCGCUUAACAAAUAUAGUUAACAAAAUUGAAGAAAAGAUGGAUGAUGUGCUAGAUGAAUUAGAAACGAGUAGAAUUGAAGGCAGAAAAGAAAUAACUGAUA
This is a messenger RNA of Funneliformis geosporum, 1891 nucleotides long. The record is from the annotation of a GenBank genome assembly. Lineage: Eukaryota; Fungi; Glomeromycota; Glomeromycetes; Glomerales; Glomeraceae.